AUGCCCGGAGAAGGGCCUGUCAGCAUAAUAUUGCUUGAAUGUGGCUGUAAUACUGUGGUUUUACUCGGCGGCAACGAGAUUUCCAGCGGGUGUUCAAAUACCCUUAAGAUAAAGAACUGGAAUAUCUGGGUCGGUAGUGUAAUAACAGGGAACGCUAUCUUAGUGAAGCCUACUUUGCUGGCCGAUAAAAUCUGUGUUGAGGGCUGGGGAAAGGGCAACUUUACCAGGUUAUAUGAACUUACUUACAGUCUAGGGGAUCCGGGGCUAUCCUAUAAUAGUAAUUGCCUUGAAGGUGUCUGUGGCAUAGUAGAGGUGCCCCUGACUAUACCAACUAUAUCCUUGUUUACUCCGGAUACCUGCACCGCGGGGACUGGAUCCGGGGUGUUCACCAGCCUGUGUAGUUAUGGCUGUAAUGUGGGAUACUGCUUUAUUCAUAACUGUACCUGCACGGCCACGGGUCCCUUAAAUGUUCCUGCAGCUGCCAACACCAGUAUUACUAGUAUUUUAACUGUUGGUGGGGACAGCGGGCUCUAUAACUUUACCUAUAAUAUGGACCCCUACGCGACUGACGACAGGCCUAAUCCUGAAUGUGUGUUGUCCGAGAUCUACGACUUCAGCCAGAUCUUUGCUAUCCUGGAUAUGCUGGAGGCCGCAGUAGAUAUGCUGCAACCCGCCUGUACCUUUACUGUAUACUACCAACUCGUGGAUGUAGAAGGCUUCUACAGCGACCUGUUAGCUGACUAUGGUAUUGACCAGUCCUGGGUACAGUUUGGCACGCAGGAGCUCGACGAGCCGUGCACGCCUGCUAUAUACAAGACAGGCUGUGUAGUGAUCCACUGUAUCUAUGCCGGGUUUCUGGUUAAGGCGGCUGACAGUGCAAUCACGGUGGCCAACCCUAAGAAGAUCAUGGCUGUUAAGAAGAAGGAGAUGAUUAACAAGAUCCUGAUGGGGGUGCUCCUGAUUGUGUCUUUUCUGGGUGAGCUGGAAGCGGUUGCGGAUGUCUUUGUGGGCCUGUCGCGUAUUAUUAUGAUGAUUAGCGAUGUCGGGAUUGGGGUAAUCAUGGUUUAUGUUAUUGUUGACAACCCUAAGAUGGCCCUGCUGACGAUCUUGGAAAUCCUUCUGUUGGGCGGGAUAUAUGAUCUUAAUGAGUUCGCUAUUAUGGGUUCGUUACUUGUUAAUCUCUUUAAAUCUUCUAAAUUAAUAAUCUUAAUAAAGUUGAUUAAUAUUAAGAUACCUGUUUACUAUUACGUGGAUCAGAUCAGGUCGGAUGGUUGA
Aspergillus homomorphus CBS 101889 is the source of this 1275-nucleotide messenger RNA. RefSeq lists its product as uncharacterized. Lineage: Eukaryota; Fungi; Ascomycota; Eurotiomycetes; Eurotiales; Aspergillaceae. Bases 1 to 1275 code for a protein of 424 amino acids. The transcript is spliced from 11 exons. The record is from RefSeq and is a predicted model, not a curated record.